This is a messenger RNA of Podarcis lilfordi (Lilford's wall lizard), 14226 nucleotides long. NCBI's taxonomy places the organism in Eukaryota, Metazoa, Chordata, Lepidosauria, Squamata, Lacertidae. The record is from the annotation of a GenBank genome assembly.
ACCAGAGGAGAGAGGAGGCCUGGGAAGCUGGAGGGAGGAGCCGCGCUGCAAAAAAAGGAGGAGCGUUUUGCAGCAGGGAAGGCGAAGAAGCAGCCGGACCGGGUCUUGCGCUUUGCAGCCGGGUUGCCAACUGACCCGAAGGAAGCCCCGCCCUCGGCUGCUCUUGCGCCUCCCCGAUGCCCUGCUACGCCCGGGGAGGGAGGAGCCGCGUUGCACGAAAAGGGGAAAAGAAGCGCUCUCUUUUUGCAGGAAAGGCGCCCGGCCUGUGCCUUCCGCUACCCCGUGACGUCGGGAAAGGGAGGAGCCGCCUUGCAAGGAAGAAAGGCCUUUCUUGCACAAGAGGCUUCUUUGCAGCUUCGCCUCUGCAGCCGCGUUGCCAACUGACCCGGAGGAAAGCCUGGGCGGCUGCUGCUGCUGCGCCUUCUUGCCGCCGCGCGAGCUUCUUGCUCCAGGAUGGAGGUAAAAGCGCCUCUGCCUUUUUGCAAUGCACCGCCUGCCCCGAGCAGGCCGGGCUCCCUUUCCCCGGCCCGGCAAGCGCCCCUUCGCCGCUGCCGCCGGGCUCUUUGUUCCCGCUGGCGGGCCGGGCGCGAUGGAGGCGCGCGUAAAGCGCCGCGCGUAAAGCUCCGGCCCGCAGCGCCUUUCCAAGCGCUGGAGGGGGCCGCCUGCGCCCUCCAAGGGAGAAGUUGGGGGAGAGAUCGCUGGUGGGAGGGGAAACAUUUCGGGAUUCGAACCCAGAACAGCAGCAAUUUGGGCCCGGCACCUAUUUCCCAGGCCUGGAGGAGGAGGACCUGAGUGGUCCAGCUCACUCAAGGUUGCUUAUACUGGCCGCCAGCGGCUCUCCAGAAAUCAUCAUCAUCGAUGCUGUUUUUGUAGAAAAAUGGGUUGCUGAGCUCACCUGAGAGGUGCUGGAACUGAGUUCUGGUUGAAACCAAGCCUUGAUGAUGAUGUUGAGGCUUAUAGAUUUUCAUUUUGCGUGUACCUGCAGCAGAUUGAAGGGGCAUUGCAAUAGGUGGAAAGUAAAGGAUGAACAAAAUUAUAAAAGAGGCAAGCAGAAUGUGGUGCCCACCCUGUGAACCGCCCUCCCACCAGAUGUCAAAGAAAUAAACAACUAUCUGACUUUUAGAAGACAGCUGAAGGCAGCUGCAGUUUGACGGAUUACUAUGUUUUAAUAUUUUGCUGGAAGCUGCCCAGAGUGGCUGGGGAAACCCAGCCAGAUGGGCGGGACAUUAAUAAUAAUAAUAAUAAUAAAAUGGGCAGAGGUUAGAAUAGCAAAGCCAUGAAUGCCCUAAGCUCAAGGAAGGCAGAAUCAUAUAAAAAAUGAGGUUCUAGUCCUGGUCGAAAUCUCAGAUUAUUUGUAAUUUUCUCCAUGACAGCUCUGUUCCAGAGUGAGUGGCCCCAAGCAUUUGGUGUUAAAUUUUGGGCUGCUUUCCACUGAGCUGCAAUUGCUAUUCGUCCUGCCAAGAUAAUAUAUCCUUUGAACAAUACAUUUCCAUUGGUAUUACCAACAAACCUCUGAACUGUUCUUAUACAUCUUGGCCAAUUUGGCUGGGGUUAGGUACCAUCUGUAUAACAUCUUCAUUAUGUUUUCUCUAAUAUUGUCACCGCAUGUCAUCCAGAUUUGCCUUUGGCACUCAGCCUUGACACUGGUCUGUAAUAAUAAUAAUAAUAAUAAUAAUAAUAAUUUAUUAUUUGUACCCUGCCCAUCUGGCUGGGUUUCCCCAGCCACUCAGGGCAGCUUCCAACAAAGAUUAAAAAUACAUUAAAUUAAAUUACAUUAAAUUACAUUACUUCCAUAUUCCAGAAAACCUGAGGCAGUCGUAGGGUUUGUUUUUGGGAUGAGGAGGGUUGUGUUGUGGCAAACCUCGGCAUUUUCACAGAGAUAUGUUGGCUUCCAUCACAGCUUUGACUUCCUGCAUUGCCGUGGGUUGGGCUGGGUGACCUUUGGGGGGGUCCCUUCCCACUCUACAAUUCUACGUCCUCAUUUCCGCAGGUGACAUUUGAGGACGUGGCCGUCUACUUCUGCCGGGAAGAGUGGGCGGAAUUAAUUCCGUGGCAGAAGGAACUCUACCGGGGUGUGAUGGUGGAAAACUACGAGGCGGUCCUUUCCGUGGGUAAAUAUACUGCCGUCCUCUGGAACUCGGUUCGCUGGCGGGGAGGGUGAGGCUGUGGUGGUUGGUCCAGUGGUCCAACACUGGUUUCAUUUGCAGAGCCCAUUAGUUACUCAGAAGUAGACUGCCUCUGCCUCUGGAGGUUCAAUUUAGCUCUCACGGCUGUUUGAUUGAUAGGCCCAUCGUCCUCCAUGAAUUUCCCUUUCUUAAUCAUAUUUUAAAAAAUUGAUGUACAUACAAUUUAACAAAUUUAGUUCCGUUUCCGUACAGUAACCCCUUAGCAUUUUGUCUUUUCCACCCUUACUUCUGUGAUGUUUCUGUUUAAAUCCUUUUCUCUACUGCCUUAAAAAUAAUACUUAUUUCUAAUACACAUAUCCUACGUUACAUUCCUUUAUCAUUCUCAUUCCUUUCCAAACCUGCCUGCAGUUUCAUUUGACUCAGAUAAUCUGAAACAGGGUCCAUGAAAUUUCUCUGCAUUUCUGCCCAGGCUCAGAGAGUUCGUCCUUCUCACUGAAGGUGGGCAGCCGCAAACAGCACGAUAUUCAUGCUCUUUUCACAGCAUCUGAGACUGAGAGAUAUACUGCCCCUGACUGUGGAGAUUCUGUUAAGCAGCCAUCAGAGCUAAUAGCCAUUGAGAGAUUAUCCUCCAGAGUUGGUGGGUUAAAUGCCUUCCGUAAAGAGGCAAAUGGUGGCACUGCCCACCAUUUGACUUCAAUGGGUGACCUCCAGCGUAUUGGGAAAGGGGCAGAAUUCGUCCCUGGCUGCUGGAUCUGUGGGAAUGUUCAGGGAUGCAGGAGAGGAUAUAUUGUCUGAUUAUGGCCUUUCCAACUUGUGUAAACAAGUUCACAAUUUAGCAGAGUAACAUUCCCCCUUUUAAACUUACAGCGGCUGCGUUUGCUCAGGCUCGCUAAAGCCUCUAUAAUAACUGUUCUGGUAUUUCCCCCUUAUUCCCUCAUAAAAGAUAAGACACAACACAGUCUUCUAGAAAAGUAUAAAAAGAGUUUACUCACUCACAUUCUGUUCACAAGUGGAUCCCAGAAGGCAGACUUAGCUUAGAAAAGUAACAUAUACCUGGAAAGUAUCUCAUAAGGAGACAGUCCCUUUGUUUUUUUGUUUUGUUUUUGUUUUUGUUUUUUUUCCUUUUAAAUAAUGUUUAUUAUUUUCCAAAAACUUAAACACUAAAAAAAAAACCAACAAUCAAACAAUACAAUGCAACGCUUUACAAUAAAUCAACAAAACAAUACAAUACAUUAAAUCAACAAAACAGUACAAAAGCAACAACAAAAAAGAAAAAAUCAACCAUUUUCGUUAUUCAUCUUUCAUUCUCUUAUUUCCACGACCUCCUCACACCUCCCUUUUUGUUUUUUUGUUUUUUAUAUAAUGUUUAUUGGGUUUUACAAAAAGAUACAAAAAUCACAAAACAACAAAAACAGAAAAAUAAAAUAAAAAUAACAAUAAAAAAUAAAAAAAAAACAGUUUAAAAUUUCUACUCUCUUUUAACCUUAAUCUCCUCUCCUUAGUUCUUUGACCUCCUCACACCUCCCCGCUUGCAUUCCCAUUUAAAAAGUCCUUUCAGCAAAUCCUUACCCUCUUUCCUUUAUCUUAACUCGAAAACUUAACCUAUUAUAAGUAAAUAUUUUUAACCAUUAUCAGUCUAUAUUUACAUACUCUUAUAAGCAAAACUUUUUACCAAUACCACUUAUUUUAAAUCAGACAUCAUUUUAACAUUCAUUAAUUUUACAGUAUUUCUACAGAUAGUCUUUAAAUUUCUUCCAAUCUUCUUCCACCAACUCUUCUCUCUGGUCACGGAUUCUGCCAGUCAUUUCUGCCAAUUCCAUGUAGUCAAUCACCUUCGUUUGCCAUUCUUCCAAGGUGGGUAAAUCUGGUGUCUUCCAAUACUUUGCGAUGAAUAUUCUUGCUGCUGCUGUUGCAUACAUAAAGAAAGUUCUAUCUUUCUUUGGCACCAAUUGGCCAACAAUGCCCAAGAGGAAGGCCUCUGGUUUCUUCAAGAAGGUAUAUUUAAAUACCUUUUUCAACUCAUUAUAUAUCAUUUCCCAGAAGGCCUUAAUCUUUGGGCACGUCCACCAAAGGUGAAAGAAUGUACCUUCAAUUUCUUUACAUUUCCAACAUUUAUUAUCGGGCAAAUGAUAGAUUUUUGCAAGCUUGACUGGGGUCAUGUACCACCUGUACACCAUUUUCAUUAUGUUCUCUUUUAAAGCAUUACAUGCUGUAAACUUCGUACCUGUGGUCCAUAACUGUUCCCAGUCAGCAAACAUGAUGUUGUGUCCAACAUCCUGUGCCCAUUUAAUCAUAGCAGAUUUUACCGUUUCAUCCUGAGUAUUCCAUUUUAACAGCAAGUUAUACAUUCUUGAAAGUAUUUUCGUUUUGGGGUCUAACAGUUCUGUUUCUAACUUUGAUUUUUCCACCUGGAAACCAAUUUUUCUGUCCGAAUUGUAAACCUCUCUUAUUUGAUAAUAGUGAAACCAGUCUCGCACUCUAUCUUUUAGUUUCUCAAAGCUCUGCAAUUUCAGUUUGUCUCCUUCUUGUUCCAAGAUCUCCCAAUAUUUUGGCCACUUGGCCUCCAUAUUGAGCUUUUUCAGGGCCUUUGCCUCCAUUGGUGAUAACCACCUUGGGGUUUUGCUUUCAAGUAAGUCCUUGUAUCUUAUCCAGACAUUGAACAAUGCUUUCCUGACAAUAUGGUUUUUAAAUGCUUUAUGAGCUUUGACCUUGUCGUACCACAAAUAUGCAUGCCACCCGAAAACAUUGUUGAAACCUUCUAAAUCCAAAAUGUCUGUGUUCUCAAGAAGCAGCCAGUCCUUCAGCCAGCAAAAAGCUGCUGAUUCGUAAUAAAGUUUAAAGUCUGGCAGGGCAAAUCCCCCUCUUUCUUUAGCAUCAGUUAAUAUUUUAAAUUUUAUUCUGGGCUUCUUGCCCUGCCAGACAAAUUUAGAAAUGUCUCUCUGCCACUUCUUAAAACAGUCCAUUUUAUCUAUUAUUUGUAUCGAUUGAAACAAAAACAGCAUUCUUGGCAAUACAUUCAUCUUGAUGACAGCAAUUCGACCUAACAAGGAAAGCUUCAAAUUUGUCCAUAUUUCUAAGUCCUUUUUAAUGUCCGACCAACACUUUUCAUAAUUGUCCUUAAAUAAAUUCCCAUUUUUGGCUGUCAUAUUAAUCCCCAAGUACUUCACUUUCUUUACCACUGUUAAACCUGUCUCAUUCUGAAACCUCUCUCUUUCAAUCGGUGUUAGAUUCUUCUCAAGUACUUUAGUUUUUAACUUAUUCAACUUGAAACCUGCCACUUGACCAAACUCUUGGAUCAGUUCUAGUACUCUUUUAGUAAGAGUACUAAAUGUAAGCUCCUGUAAUGUCAAUACAAGGUCAUCUGCAAAAGCUUUCAGUUUAUAUUGCUUUGCUCCGACCGUUAUACCCUUAAUCAAAUGGUCCCUUCUUAUCAUAUUUAACAGAACCUUCAGAACGGAAAUAAAAAGUAAUGGGGAAAUUGGGCAACCUUGUCGUGUCCCUUUCUCUAUCUUAAUUUCCUCUGUUAUCACAUUAUUAACUAUUAAUUUGGCCUUUUGUUCUGAAUAAAUUGCAUUUAUACCAUUUUCAAACUCUUGGCCUACCCCCAUCCCCUGGAGAUUUUUCUUCAUAAAGCUCCAAGAAAUAUUGUCAAAGGUUUUCUCUGCAUCCACAAAAAUCAAAACUGCUUUAGUAUUAAUCUCUUCUUGCAGCUUCUCCAGGAUAUUAAUUAUAUUCCUCGUGUUAUCAGAGAGAUGUCUAUCUGGAAGAAAGCCAGCUUGGUCCUUAUGAAUCUCUUCUUUUAACACUUUUUUAAGCCUUUUUGCCAAAAUAUCAGCAAAAAUUUUGUAAUCCACAUUUAACAGGGAUAUGGGCCGGUAGUUCUUGACCUGUGUCUUUUCAGUCUCUGAUUUUGGUAUAAGUGUAAUGUAUGCUUCUUUCCACGACUCUGGCGCUCUUUUCCCCUCUAGAAUUUCAUUGCAAACCUCCAUUAACGGUCGAAUUAUCCAAUCUUUCAGGGUUCUGUAGUAUUUUGAGGUUAAGCCGUCCGGUCCUGGAGAUUUUCCCAGCUGCAUAUUCUGGAUGGCACCUUCUACCUCCUGUUCCGUAAUUUUAUAGUUCAACAGUGUCUUAUUAUCUUGAGAGAUUUUUUGUAAUCCAUUGGUCUUCAAGAAUUGAUCUAUUUCAAAUUCUUUCUGAGGCCCUUGUGUAUAUAGUUGUUUAAAAUACCUCUGGAAACAUUUCCUAAUUUCCGCUGGAUUCUGGAUAUUUUUCCCUUCCACUUCCAAAUUGGUAAUAGUAUUAAGUUUUUGUCGUUUCUUCAACUGCCAAGCUAGCAGUUUCCCACAUUUAUUUGCCGAUUCAAAAGUCUUUUGUCUCAUUUGUUUAAUUUUCCAUUCCACUUCCUGAUUUAUCAUUUUCAUAUACUGAACUUGAUACAAUUUUAUUUCCCUCAGAAUCUCUUGUGAGUUGGGCUUCACUCUCAGUUUCUUCUCGCCCUCCUUUAUUUUUUCCAAAAUUUUUUCUUUCUUUACAUUUUGGGCCCUCUUCUUUACUGAAUUCUGUUGAAUCAGGAAGCCCCUCAUAACCGCUUUACUUGCGUCCCAGAUUGUUCUUUUUUCCACAGCUGUAUUCAAAUUUAUCUCAAAAUAGUCUCUCAAAGUUUUUUGGGCCUUCUUGAUCACCUCUUGAUCUCUAAACAAGGUGUCAUUCAUCCUCCAUCGGAAGGAACCAGUGGAUGUUAGCUUCAUCUCCAUUCUCACGGCGUUAUGGUCGGAGCAUGUCUUUGGGCAGAUCUCUACCUUCCUAACCUUAGGUGCCAGUCCUCUAGUAGUCCAGAUUUGGUCAAUUCUUGUCCAUGUCUUUUGGGCUUCAGAGAAAAAGGUUCCCUCUCUACCAAGGGGAUUCCUAGUUCUCCAAAUGUCAAUCAAGUCCAUAUUGUCAGUCAGUUCAAAAAAAGUUUUCGGUAGUCUGCCAUCUUUAGUGACUACCUCUGUUUGCGACUUGUCCAUAUUUGUGGAUACCACCCCAUUCAUAUCUCCCAUCAAAACGAUGUUAUGGUCCAUAUAGUCCAUCAAAGUCUCAUGCAACUUUUUAUAAAAUAUAGAUUUCCCCUCGUUCGGUGCAUACAGGCCUACUAUCAAAAAUUUUUCUCCUUGUGCUUGAAUUUCAAUUGCUAUAAAUCUUCCUUGAUCAUCUUUAAAGACGAAUUUCGGUGACAGGCUCUCUUUUGCAUAAAUGACCACUCCUCGUUUUUUAACUUUAUCUGAUGAAAUAAAUUCUUGGCCCAGCCUCUUGUUAAUCAAUAUUUUCCUAUGUAGCCUUGUCACAUGCGUUUCCUGUAGACAAAUUAAGUCCAAUUGUUCUUUUUUGAGUAUGUGAAAUACUUUUUUCCUUUUUUCCGGGGCAUUAAAACCACGAAUAUUCCAGGUUAAUAGUUGCAGAGACAUGAUGUAUUUAGCUUACUUGGGUGGCUUUGAAAGAGGAUCAUGCGAAUCCAUGGAGGAGGAGAGGGCUAUAGAGGGCUCCUGGCCAGGAGGGCUCUGUUCCACUUUCCUGGGCGCUUCCCGUAACAGGCAUCUGGACAAGAUGCCUGCAUUGCCGGGGUUGGACUAGAUGACCCGCAGGCCCCCUUCCAACUCAACAAUUCUCUGAUUCUCUGAUGCUGGACUACGUGGGCCCCUGGCCUGAAAUACUGCCAAAAUAAAAUGAAAGUGUCUCUCUCCCACGCAGGCCGCUUGUCUGUGAAACCGGAGAUCAUCAGCAAAAUCGAACGGGAGGAGGCCGAGCUGUGCAUCGGAGAGUUUUGGAAGCCCCCCCAGUGGAGAGACCCUUCGGGCCAGUGGCUAGGUCAGUAGUCCAUGUUGCGUUCUAGUUCCCCCCACUCUUUUUGUUUUGUUGUUGUUUUUUUGAAUUUUUUUUAUUAGAAAUUUCAACAUAACAAUUAAUCAAAAACACAUCAUCUUCAUUUUUCCUCCCCAUUUUUCCCUCCCCAAGAAAGAAAAACCCACCCUCCCGCGCACCCUCCGACUUCCCUCAGCUCCUCUCUGGAUUUUCAGCACAUGUUAUUCUCUGCAUAUUAUAAAAUUGUAAAGAUCCUUAAUUUAUCUAUCUAUAUGUUACCAAUAAAAAGUUUGUGAGUGUUUAUUCAAAGCCUGCCAAGGAGUCCAGUUCAUUUUGUUGUUUCUUAAAGUACUUUGUGAAAGGUUCCCAUUCUUCUUUAAAGUCACAGUUGUGCUUAUCACGGAGUUUAUGUGUCAACUUUGCCAAUUCCGCCUAGCCCAUCAGUUUCUCUUGCCACUGUUCUUUUGUCGGGAUUUCUUCGUUCUUCCAUUCUUGUGCCAUUAAGACUCUUGCUGCCAUUGUCACGUAGGUAAAGAUGUUUUUCAAUUUCCUUGCCAGGUCUUUCCCUACAGUCCCUAACAAAAAUGCUUCAGGCUUUUUUGCAAAUGUUAAUUGGAACAUUUUCUCUAACUCAUUAUAUAUCAUUUCCCAGUAUUUUUUAAUUUUACUACAAUCCCACCACAUAUGGUAAAAGGUCCCUCCUUCUCUCCCCCCCCUUUUGAAAGCUGCACAACAGCCCUUUGAGGUAGACUGGCCUUAAAUUCGCCCUGCAAGAUCUUUGCAGCCAGGAGGUCUUUACCGUAGAGCUCAGAGCUGGAGCUCUUGCUUUUCAGGCAAAAGACCAGCAGGUCCAGUCCUUGACGUCUUCUGAUCGGAUUGGGAGACAGCCCUGCUGGAGAACUGCUGCCAACCAGUGCAGACACCACUGAGCUAGACAGGCUAAUAGAUCUGACGUAGCAGAAGGCGACUUCCUGAGCUGAAUUGUCAACCAGCCCCUUUUCCAGAACCAUGAGGACUAGAAUAUUGUUUUAUUUUUCGGGGAAAGAGCUGCCGCCAGCCAGUGUAGACAGCCCUAGGUGGCCCAAUAGAUCUGGGUUGGGGCCAGGUGACUUCCUGUGUUUCCGCAAAGGUCCACGAGAGUUGCACACUGCCAAGUGGGGUGGUGGGGGCCCUGUUGCUUCCCCUAGCCCUGGCCGCAGUGGUGGGACUCUGAUCCCGGCUUGCCUCACAGGGUUGUUGUUGCGACACUGACACGGGAGGGCAGGCCUUGCGGGAAAGUCGGGAGGCCCAAGUUCCAGCUGCUGCCUUAAAUGUCUCUCCAAAGCCCUGUAUUCCUGUUGUGGAAAGAGCUGAUUUAAUGGCUGAGUUAAACGGGGUUAAAGUACCAGUCUGCUUAGUACCAUCUGACAUUGGCAUCUUAGACCCUUGGCAGGCUGCACAUUUGUUAUCUGCCAGCUUGUUUUGCACAAGACUUGCACCACACUGCCCGUGGGCUGGCCCUUGUUUCAAAGCAUCGCCAAGUCCUGAAACAGUUCCAGAGAAAGUGCUUCUUGCAGGCCUUGUGUAAACUACUGUGCUCGCUGCAACAGGUGGCACGGCUGCUGGUGAGUUUGUGGUUGAGGAAGCAAAGCCAGGACUCUUUAAAAUACCCAGCACACUUCCUUCUUUCAGGAUUUUGCAGGCUUAAAGAGACCAUCAUACUCAUGUUUGCGCUUUGAUGCUAUUGACCACUGCAUUACACAGAGGCAAGACUGGGGUAUCCUUGGGUCCUGAAGGAUCAGAUGCUUUUGCAACAGGAGCACUAAAUUUGAAUGCACCAGGGACACUGACGGCAGUACAGUGUUGCAAUUAGAGAUGAUUUUGCAAUUAGAGAUGAAAAUCUGUUCACAGGACUGCCGGCAUUACUGGCCGGUUGCAGCUUUUUAGCCACUGAUUGCACAGAACUGUCAGGCGAAGAUGAGGCAAUAUUUUGGCAAAGGUGACUGUUAUGUACUGAAGUUCUCACCCUGGGCCAGCAGGGGGAUACUGUAGAUAGUUAUGCAAAUAAGGGAUCAAAAGUGACAUUCAGUGAUUGGAUAGUUUUAGGAAAUUGUUAGAGUUAUGUUGUACUGGAGCUCUAUAUAAGCAGGCAGACUGAACCCUUCAGUUCAGUUCUGUUCUGGCCUGUGAAUAAACAAGAGCUGUUUGAAGAAACGUUGUGUCGUCUGAUAUGUUCACCCACAACUUAGCAGUGACGUACUGAUGGGCAAAGAUAUUUCUGGUAGCGCUGGCAUAUCCAUUUCCUCUUGUGCAGGUUUUGAUACAUAGCGGACACCUCUUUCCCUUCUCAUCUUGCUGCCACCACCUCCUACUGAAGGAGGAAGGCUGUUGGUUGCAGAGGUACUGAACCUGGGAGUUUGUGAAGCUUUCUGACGAUUCUGUCUUCUGGUCUACGGCCAGAUUUUUCUCUUGUACAGCGGUACCUCUGGUUGCGAACGGGAUCCGUUCCGGAGCCCCGUUCGCAACCUGAAAGAAACGCGACCCAUGUCUCUGCAUGCGCGGGUCGCAAUUCGCCACUUCUGCGAAUGCGCGUGACGUCCUUUUGCGCGUCUGCACAUGCGCGAGUGGCGAAACCUGGAAGUAACCCUUUCCGGUACUUCCGGGUCACCGCAGGAUGCAACCUAAAAAAAUAUAUCAUGAAGCAAACGUAACAAGAGGUAUGACUGUACUCCCUUAUGGAUCAUCUCUGUUCUCUGUCAAAUCUUGCGAAAGUCGGAAGGUGGACAACUGUCAAUAAAACGUGUCUCAGUCCUGCUGGCAGAUUGUAUGUGAGAUUUCUCCCCCAGCCCCCCGUCAAGGACGCUGACUCCCUUUCCUUUCUUCCCGGCAGGAGAUGGCAUCAGGAUGGCAGACGAUGAAGACCUCGAAAGGGCAGCCCCCAUUCGGCGGCGGCGAGGGAGAAGGAAGAAGGUCCCAUCUUCAACAACGGAGAAGCAGACAGCGAUCGUGCCCCCCAAGAACAAGGGGCCCCCGAAGUUGACGCUGAAGAUGAAACCUCCAAAGUGCCCCGAGUGCGGCAAGAGCUUCCUGAGCAACGUGGCGAUGGUCAUCCACAUCCGGACGCACACCGGGGAGCGGCCCUUCAAGUGCCACCUGUGCCCCAAGGGCUUCCCCUCGCGGGGGGACCUGAAGCGGCACAUCAAGACCCACCUGCGCCCCAAACGGAGCCCGCCUCCCCCCGUGGAGGCCGCCUGCGGGGGCAAGAAGCGCCUGGCCGCCAAGCUGCAGCUGCUGAGCCACCUGCAGCGCCCGCCGGACCCCCAGAAGCCCCACGUGUGCGCCCAGUGUGGGAAGGGCUUUGGCACACCCCAGAGCCUCCAGAAGCACCAGGGGACCCACUCCACUGAGCGCCCCUUCUCGUGCGCCCAGUGCGGGAGCAGCUUCCGCCUGAAGCAGAUCCUGGUGGCGCACAUGGACUGCCACGCCACCGAGCGCCCCUACCCGUGCCAGGAGUGCGGGAAGACGUUCGUGCAGGAGCGUGGCCUCCGCAGCCACCAGCUGGUCCACACGGGCGAGAAGUGCUUUUUGUGCGAGGCCUGCGGGCGCCGCUUUGCCUACAAGCAGCACUUCCUCAAGCACCUCCGCCUGCACACCGGGGAGCGGCCCUUCUCGUGCGCCGAGUGCGGGAAGACCUUCCGGGACCGGGCGACGCUCAGCAUCCACAACCGGAUGCACACGGGUGAGCGCCCCUACAGCUGCCCGUUCUGCGGCAAGGCCUGCCGGCAAAAGCAGCACCUCAACAGCCACCUGAAGGUGCAUCGGGGAGAGGUGCUCCCCCCCAGCGACGGCACGGGACGGACCCUACAGAAGGCCUGGGCGAAGGAGAAGCCCCACGCCUGCCCCAGGUGCGAGAAGCGCUUCCGCGACAAGCGGGUCAUGAGGGCCCAUCUGCUGACUCACGACCAAGAGUCCUUGUCCGCCGGGGACGCUGGCCCGGCCCAGGCAGAGACCAAAUCCGCCAGCGGGAGAGGCGGGGGCCGGAAGCAGCCCGCCUCUCUGCAUGCAACUGCGCCCCCUGAAAAGUUGCCUUUUGGGUGUGCUCAUUGUGGGAGGAAGUUUCCCCAGCGGAAAUCCCUCCUGUUGCAUCAGAGGAGCCACAGGUGAGGAGGGAUGGCUCCCGCUGAGAGUCCAAUCCUGGCGUCCUUUUGGGAAGGAGCCUUGCAUUUUGACAGCGGUACAUCAUACUGAGCAAGUCAAACCUCAUGAAGAAAGCAACUCGUGCCGUGCCCUCCGAUUAGUUCCUGAGACCAAAAGUCCCCGUCAUUGCAGGGCUUUCCCCAAGCAAUCGGAGACUGCGCCUGCAAGAAGCCUCUCUCUCCCCUGCCCUUUUCAUGCCUCUUCUGGAUCUGGGAGAGCAUGGCAGAGGAGAGCUUGUUGCAGCAGGAGGGGGAGACGCCGAUGCCUCUUCCCCAGCCAGACCCAUCUCUGCCUCUUGGUCUCCUUCCUCUCCUGCCUCAGCUUCUGCCUCUGAUUCCGGACUGCUCUCUGCCACAGACUCCUCCCGCUCACUAAGCCCUGUUGCCUCUUCAGCUUCUGACACCUCCUUUUCCCAGUCUUCUCCUUCCCAUUCAUUGGCCUUCCACUGCCCCUCCCCAGGCUCUGAGCCUUCUUCCCUUGGGGGUUCGCCGGCUGGUUCCUGCUCCCAUUCAUUUGUGUCCGACAAUUCCAUGACAGAUAAAAACAUGCCAACCUGCUUGGUUCCCAAACGAUUUUGGCCAACCCCCCUUCCUGCUGGGACAAUGCAGGAGUGCUCCUUUGGGGAUGAAGUCAAACCACUGAAGAGUCACAGCGCCUGCUGUGGCUGCAGAAACCGAUGCAGGAGAGACAUGUUUCGUUGCAGUUGGGGCAGAGGAAGGCGCCCGGUUGUUCUGCUGCAGAUAAACCUAUAAAAAGCAUUCUUCAGCCUAGCGGUGUGCAUGACCCACUGUGGAAGAUAACAGCACCAUAAAAUUCAAAAGAGAAAUGCUCAGUUGCAGUUUUUCAAAAUGCAAUUACACCUGUUUUUCAAAGUUUGAUAGUCGUUUACUCCCCUCUUGAGCUGCCCCAGUUUGGGAGUGACUGGCCCAGCCUGAAAAGGGCCCAUGGGAAUCUCUAACUGGGAGUGACCUUGUUCCCUUUAAUGAUUCUUCUGUGUGGGCCAGACCCCUCUCUAUCCUGCCCGCCCCCAUUCCUUGUGUUUCUAGAAGUGGGGAAUUUCAAGUUUGAAAAAAGAUAUGCAAAUGUUAAUAUGAAAUACCCAGUAUCUUGGAAUAUUAAAGACGAACCAAUUAAACAAAACCAAACUGAAAAGGGGAAAAGAAAAAGGAGAACUUCAAAAUAUCUACCCCAACAAUUCUGCGUUCUAUAAACUAAUGUUUUCUUCAAUCCUCAAACGCUGAUCUCACAAGUUGAUUUUCUUUUUCACACAAAAGCUCCGUAAGAAGUUGUAGUAAAUAUCGACAAUGAUUUUUCUCUUAAUGAAACACAUCAAUUUCACCAUCUUAGCUAGGAGCCAUUCUUUCGUGGUAGAACCAACAGGUUGUUUUGACCCAGGCCAGCGCUAAGAGAGAGCGGGGAAGAAAAAUCUGUGGCAGAGAGUUCCACAGUUUAACUGUUAUUAUUAAUGUACAGUGGUACCUCGGGUUACAUGCACUUCAGGUUACAGACUCCGCUAACCCAGAAAUAUUACCUCGGGUUAAGAACUUUGCUUCAGGAUGAGAACAGAAAUUGUGUUCCAGCGGUGCAGCGGCAGCAGGAGGCCCCAUUAGCUAAAGUGGUGCUUCAGGUUAAGCACAGUUUCAGGUUAAGAACGGACCUCCGGAACGAAUUAAGUACUUAACCCGAGGUACCACUGUAUUCUGUACGCAUUCUUCACCCCAAGUUCCCAGGGUGUGUUACAGCAUUAAAAACAACAUUAAAAACCAUUUGAAACUGUGCUCCAUGAGGUGCUUCCUUGUCUCUGUCCUGACAGGAGAUGUGAAAGUGAAUUGGUGCUUACAUGUCAGAGAAGAAGCUGCCUUGGUCUGUUGCAAGAAAUGCAAUGUCGGAGGCAUGCGGCACCUUCAGAGACCCAGCAAAAGUUCUUGCAAGAAGUGUGGUGCAAUGCACAUAUGUGGUUUGAGGAUCAGGAAUGUAAGCAGCCAGGUCUGGAGGAAAGGAAGUGUGGAAAGGGCAGGUGGCGAUAAUGACCUCACUGGCAAGAGAUUGCAUUUCAGCCUCUUCACGUAUCCUAACGCAGCAG